UUAUAAAACCACAAGUACAAGCCGUCAAUUAAUCAUGUGACUUAAUUACUGUACAAAUACUACACUACCUAGCUUCUACUGGCCGGCUCUGUACUUGUCACUGUGAUCACAGCACACACACAACACACACCUCUAUAGCCCAUAGAAUAAUGGCUGCAAGUACAGUCAUGUCCCCUGAGCCUCUACUGACGUUCACAGAAGUAUUCGACUUCAAGAAGUUCGCCAGAGACCAUCUCUCCAAGACGUCCGCUGAGUCGGCUCGUCUGAUUGGUCAAGAGCGAGACGGCAGCAUCCUCUUUGCGUGGGACCAGAAAAACAAUGUUGGAGAUAGGACGACGAAUAUCGGGCUAUAUCAGAAAAACAUGUCCUCUUUUCUCACCGUCUUUCAGCACGAUACGAUGGCUAAUAUCGUAUCAGCCACUAUCAAUGCAGACCGUACACUACUAGUGUACACAGUCGAAACAACAGAGCAAGAAGAAACAAUUUUAUACGAUAGUUUCAUUGUCGAGAUAAAGCCCCAGAAUCGAGUUUUCACUCUAAAUCUCACCGGGAGUGAUUUUCGAAAGAUUCAAUUCAUAUAUCCAGAGGGAAAUUUGUCAAGUAAAUCCACGCGUAGUCAACAAGUUUCGCUGCUACUAGUCGUUGUCCCGACCGUCUUUGUUGGUCUGUACAAGAUCAAGAUGCAAGCCACUCGAGACGGUGCCGUCAUGGCAACGCAACCGGACAAACAAACGAUACUCAAGAAUUUCAUCUGGUACCAAUGGGACCCCAACACCCAGUACCUGUAUCACGCAAGGUUCGAAACUGCGACCACUCGUGAACAAGCAGUGAUCGGAGGUCAAAACACACUCAUGCUCAAUUGCACCAGAUUUUUGAAUGAAUCCCACCAUCUUGUUUUCAUCGUCCCUCUGCCACUGCCCUACAACGUGUCUCUGUACACCAGGUCUACAACAUUCUACCAGUCACCCUUCUCACUCACUCUACCAGUUCGAGAAAUUAAUUUGCAAAUUUUGCAUCGUCGCGAUGGCUUUUGGUGCGCCUGCUUGCAACACUGUACUGGGUGGAGCCCCGAUCCACAAUCGACAAGUACCGAAUCUUCUACGGCUUGCAAAAUCGACUACUCCGUUUUUCUAUUUCACAACAGUCAUGUGAUGUACGGCCAAGUCCCUAUGUCUGUGCCGGCUGACCAGAGCCUAUAUGUACACUUCAUGCUGAUUGGAUCGUUUGUGGUUGCCUACAUUCCCGGGUUCAUGCUUCACCUGCUCAACGUUGGCCCGAGGGUGGAUCCAUGUCAUCAUCUCACGUUCGGACCAGACCACUCCCUCUUCCUCCCCAAACAGCCUGAGGGCGUGAAUGACAAGAUUGACGAUGUGGCUCAAAGUUCUGUGUCUCUCACCAGUGCGGUCAGCUUCUCUCUCUCUGGUGAUUACAGUAUACCCGUUAUUGACGUCAACUCGAGCGUCAUCUACAAUUGUUCACUGGAUGCAGCCGGCUUUCUGACUCUAUUUAAGCAGUGCAAGAACCCGGAAAUGAUGGAAGAUCUGCUCCAUCUUGUCAUCGUGGGACUAUCAAAUCCGGGCAUGGCAAUGUCAAUGAUUGAGCACGUCUGUCGGACGCCGAUGAGUUUCAGCGAUCACAAAUUGUUUGCCGAGUUUUUAAUUGCCUCCAGUUUUGCUAACAUCCAUCUUGAAGCGAGGCAGUUUAUCGUUCGGCAACUACCACUUACGAUGUCACCAACAUUUCAAGGGAAAGUGUACAAAAAUGAAGACGGCGUCAAGCUUGCUUAUCUCAAAAUCUCCUUCAUGAAGUCGUUUGUGAAGCAGCUUCUGGUUCAAUCCAAUCAAAAGCUCGUGGCCCCUGAUUCAGAGCUGUUGCUCAACCACUCCCCCAACCCUGACGAAACGUACGAAACACUCUGUUUCAAUGCCGUCAUCAACCAAAGCAAGUACACACGUAUCGAUAUGCGUGCUCUCUCACUGCAAGUCACCGAGACACAACAAGCAGGCUCGGCCAGCCCUGGAAGCAGUCGCGAUAAAAACAGCUCUAAGAAAAAACCAGCGUCCAAAACUAUGGGCACGUCUACUGGAAUAUUUCACAAAAUCUCUUCAACUCUGGGCAGAAAGCAACCCAGCCUCAGUCAAUCACUCUCCAUACACAAUGGUAAGGACCCUCAGGAGAUGCUCUGGUUUCUCGAUUCUGACGACGACAUCUUGGAUGAUGUCAGUGCAGACGGAGCUCAGGUUAGAGAACGAAUGCUCGCUACGAUGGCCAAGGACUUACCUCUGAGAGCCAAGAACGUGGUGUACAACACAAACUUAAAGUACUACGCUGAGUUACAGAGACAGUCGUGUAAUCUGCUACUCACGAUUUGGUCUGCACUCGGCUUCAGCGUCGACAGCCACCCACUGCAGAUGAUCAUCUGCCGUUCCCCUUCGCCCAAAGAGCAGAUUUUUCACGAGCUUUUGGAGGCCUAUCUUUUAGCGCAUCUUGAGAUCGGCUUGCACCCACCGUCUGGUUUUCACACACUCUACAACUCUAUGGUUUUCAUGUGUCUCGAUCGAUCGCUGUUUCUUCAACAUCUGUACAACGGUGCACUCACUCCGACAAGACGUUUCGUCGAUAUGCUAUUGGAAGAUUGUCAAGAAGAUGAUGCCGAAAUCGUGUUUCAAAUUUUCAAUGGACUCGAGUAUCGACUGGCAGAGUACGCCCUCGAGCGAUGGCGUGACCCGACCUUUGUCACCCUAGUGGGUAACAGCAAGACACAGGUCAAAGACAAAUCUAGGCAUUAGUGUUGUGUGUGUGUGUGUAUGCAUGUGCUUAAUUUAAUUUUAAUUUACACGCUUACGACUGUACAUAUUUAUAUGUCACAGUCACACUAUUAUAUAAUUUUUAUAAUGCUUAAUAAUAAUUUAGUUAUUGAAAUACAAA
Molecule: messenger RNA, 2928 nt
Organism: Halichondria panicea
Lineage: Eukaryota; Metazoa; Porifera; Demospongiae; Suberitida; Halichondriidae
Product: gamma-secretase-activating protein-like
Exons: 3
Coding region: 150-2789 (879 amino acids)
Biological process (GO): positive regulation of amyloid-beta formation
Cellular component (GO): trans-Golgi network
Source: RefSeq, a predicted model, not a curated record